Xylaria bambusicola is the source of this 1664-nucleotide messenger RNA. RefSeq names its product elongation factor Tu precursor. Gene Ontology annotation, cellular component: mitochondrion. The transcript has 2 exons. Gene Ontology annotation, biological process: mitochondrial translational elongation. Gene Ontology annotation, molecular function: GTPase activity; translation elongation factor activity; GTP binding. The record is from RefSeq and is a predicted model, not a curated record. The coding region runs from base 211 to 1527 and encodes 438 amino acids. Lineage: Eukaryota; Fungi; Ascomycota; Sordariomycetes; Xylariales; Xylariaceae.
UAUCUUAUCGCCCGUCUCGGACCCACCUGGCGUCCGCCCGCCCGCAUCCAAUCUACGCGAAAUUUUUCUGGGUGCAGCUGUCAAGAGUGUUUGACGACCAGGCGAGAUACUGUCGGCGAGACCUCAGUUCCCAUCUCUCCUCCGCCCUCAACUUAUUCGUCUGUUCUGGGUUUGCUGUUAUUCGUUAGCCUUGACGGCCCUAUAAUUAAAAUGUCUGCUGCACUACGGACAAUUACGCCUUUCCUGCGCGCCUCGCGCCACUGUCUUAGGCCCGGCAGCGCUGCCAACCCGUUAGACUUUGCUGGCCGACUCAAUUUGACUCGGUCGUACGCUGUUUUCGAGAGAACGAAGCCACAUGUAAACAUCGGUACAAUUGGCCACGUCGACCACGGCAAGACCACACUAUCUGCCGCCAUUACCAAGAGACAGGCCGAUAAGGGGUUGGCCAACUUUUUAGAAUAUGGCUCAAUCGACAAGGCCCCUGAAGAGCGAAAGCGUGGUAUUACUAUCUCGACUGCUCACAUCGAAUACGCUACUGAAAACCGCCACUACUCCCACGUCGACUGUCCCGGUCACGCCGAUUACAUCAAGAACAUGAUUACUGGUGCCGCCAACAUGGAUGGUGCCAUUAUUGUUGUCGCUGCCUCCGAUGGACAAAUGCCCCAGACCCGAGAGCAUUUACUACUGGCCCGUCAGGUUGGUGUCCAACGGAUUGUUGUCUUUGUUAACAAGGUUGAUGCCAUUGAUGACCCGGAAAUGUUGGAGCUCGUCGAGAUGGAGAUGCGUGAGCUUCUUACUCAGUAUGGCUUCGACGGUGACGAAACCCCUGUUGUUCUGGGCUCUGCUCUCAUGGCUCUGGAGGGCAAGCGUGACGAUAUCGGUGUCAAGAAAAUUGACGAGUUGCUCGAGGCUGUUGACACCUGGAUCCCCACCCCUCAACGUGACCUCGAUAAACCUUUCUUGAUGUCCGUUGAAGAUGUCUUCUCCAUUGCCGGCCGUGGUACUGUCGCCUCUGGCCGUGUUGAGCGCGGUACCCUGAAGAAGGACUCCGAAGUGGAAUUGAUUGGUAAGGGUGGUGAUGUCAUCAAGACCAAGGUUACUGAUAUCGAGACUUUCAAGAAGUCCUGCGACGAGUCCCGUGCUGGUGACAACUCGGGUCUUCUUCUGCGUGGUAUUCGCCGUGAGGAUGUCAGGCGUGGUAUGGUCGUUGUCAAGCCCGGCUCAGUCAAGGCUCACACAAAGUUCAUGAUUUCCAUGUAUGUCCUGAGCAAAGAGGAAGGUGGCCGUCACACAGGUUUCGCCGAGAACUACAGGCCCCAGAUGUACUUGCGUACUGCCGAUGAGUCAUGCGCCCUUUUCUACCCCGACGAUGUUCAGGACAAGUCCCAACUGGUCAUGCCUGGUGACAACGUCGAAAUGAUUGCCCAUUUGCACCAACCUAUUGCGAUUGAGGCUGGUCAGCGUGUCAACGUCCGUGAGGGUGGUCGAACCGUUGCCACCGGUGUCAUUACCCGCAUUAUCGAAUAAGAGGUUCGACAGGCGAUUGAAUUGAAUGACUAUAUUUUAUGAGGGUUCUGGACGAGCCGGCGGGUCACUUCUGCUUUUACUAGCCAUCGGGGCGUAGAGGGGGAGACAAGGAGUUCACGUCCAACUGUGUAUAUGGG